GGCCCCGGGGCGGGUGCGGGCGACGCGGGCGGUGACCCGGCAGGUGGCAGAUCAGCCGGUUUCCGCGCGGCCCGGCCAUUCCCGCCGCCAGGGGGCGCCCCGCGCACCCCGCCCCUCACCUGUGCAGGGCGCGCACCUGGCGCCACCCCCGGAAGAGGGUUGGGGAGCACCGGGCCUGGGAGGGAGCCCGGCAGCGGCAGAUGCUGCAGGCGCCAUGAGCUCCCCGUCGGGGCUGCUGUCUGGGGGCGCCUCACCCAGCGGUGAUGAGGGCUUCUACCCCUUUGUGCUGGAGCGGCGGGACUCGUUCCUGGGUGGGGGCCCAGUGCCAGGGGAGCCUGAGGACCUGGCGCUGCAACUGCAGCAGAAGGAGAAAGACCUGCUGUUGGCAGCCGAGCUGGGCAAGAUGCUUCUGGAACGCAAUGAGGAGCUGCAGCGGCGGCUGGACACACUCAGCGCCCAGCACUCAGAGCGUGAGGAGCGGCUGCAGCAAGAGAACCAUGAGCUCCGCCGGGGGCUGGCGGCACGGGGAGCGGAGUGGGAGGCCAGGGCUGUGGAGCUGGAGGGGGACGUGGAGGCCCUUCGCGCUCAGCUGGGGGAGCAGCGCUCGGAGCAGCAGGACAGCGGGCGCGAGCGGGCACGGGCUCUCGGGGAACUCAGCGAACAGAACCUCAGGCUCAGCCAGCAGCUGGCGCAGGCCUCCCAGACGGAGCAGGAGCUGCACCGGGAGCUGGAGGGGCUCCGAGGGCAGUGCCAAGCCCAGGCCCUGGCUGGGGCAGAGCUGAGGACACGGCUGGAGAGUCUGCAGGGGGAGAAUCAGAUGCUGCAGAGCCGGAGACAGGACCUGGAGGCCCAGAUCCGAGGCCUACGAGAGGAGGUGGAGCAGGGCCAGGGCAGGCUGCGGGCCACCCAUGAGGAGCUGAUGCUGCUGAGGAGGCAGAGGAGGGAGCACAGCCUGGAGCUGGAGCGCGCGCGCGCGGAGGCCGGAGAGGCGCUGGGCGCGGCGCGGAGGCUGCAGCGGCGGGUGGCGGAGCUGGAGGAGGAGUCGCGCCUGCAGGAGGCCGACGUGUCGGGGGCAUCGCUGCAGUCCGAGCUCGCCCGCAGCCUGGACGGCGACGCCGACGGCCCCGCAGAGCCGCCCUCGCCGGCCCCCUCCCUCCCCGAUCACGCCGCCCCGGACGCCCUGGAGGUACCUGGCCACCCGCCUGCGCCCCCGGAGGAGAGCCUGGAGCCCCCCAAGAAGCGAGCCUCGCUGAGCCCCGCGGAGUUACUGGAGGAGAAGGAGGCGGAGGUGGCCCUGCUGCAGGACGAGGUCGCGCUGCAGCGGACGGAGCUGCUGUCGCUGCGGGAGGAGCUGCUGAGGCAGAAGCAGCUGCGCGCGCAGGAGGACCCCGAGGCGGCCCUGAGCUGCGCCCUCGCCGACCGGGACCAGGCCGUGAGCAGGGCCAUGGAGCUGUCGCUGGAGCUCAGCCGCGUGUCUCUGGAGCGGGACUCCCUGUCGCGGGAGCUGCUGCGCGCCAUCCGCCAGAAGGUGGCGCUGACGCAAGAGCUGGAGGCCUGGCAGGACGACAUGCAGGUGGUGAUCAGCCAGCAGGUGCGCUCGCAGAGACAGAAGGAGCUGAGCGCUGGAGCCGGUCCCCGCCGCCCCGCACCCCGUUUCUCGCUGCGCCUGAGCCCAGGCCCGGCCGGGGGCUUCCUCAGCAGCCUUUUCCGAAGGACCUGAGGGCCGUCCGCCGAGGCCCUCUAUCUUUCUUAUGGCAAAUGGGACGCAGACCUGGAUGUCUUCCAAAGGAGGGCAUCACCCUUCUGGGGUGGGAGACUCGUAUGGGAGCCGGCUUCGGGGUGGGGGCUCCAGGUGGGUGGCGGGGGCGGUGUCCGGUUCUCCAAUCUCAGAGGUCUAUCAUCCCUAAGCAGUGCAACCUGGCCGUGCGAGCUCCGGGGUGGGGGUGGGAGAAUAUAUUUAUGUAUCAAGAUCUGACAGAGUAAUAUAUAAAUCCUCACAAUCCCCA
This is a messenger RNA of Erinaceus europaeus (western European hedgehog), 2006 nucleotides long. It is a transcript of the gene BICDL2, whose product is annotated as BICD family like cargo adaptor 2. Gene Ontology annotation, biological process: vesicle transport along microtubule; Golgi to secretory granule transport. The record is from RefSeq and is a predicted model, not a curated record. NCBI's taxonomy places the organism in Eukaryota, Metazoa, Chordata, Mammalia, Eulipotyphla, Erinaceidae. The transcript has 9 exons. Bases 215 to 1720 code for a protein of 501 amino acids.